CAGAUGUUCCAAGGACACGUCGCCGUGGGGACGCCUCCCCAGGUCAUGUCGGUAGUCGUCAGCGUAGAAAAUGCCCGAGUUUAUUUCCCGUCCAUCAAAUGCAAAGAUCUGGGGUGUAAGAUACGCAGGCGGUAUGACUCAUCGGUAUCACACACCUACAAGGAGGACGGCACACCAUUCGCCCUGCCCGGCCAGAACAUCAGUGGCAUCCUCUCCACGGACUCACUGCACAUAGCCGGCAACUCUGUUGCCUCCCAGACGUUUGGCGAGGGCACCUCCGACAAGAACAGCUUCGACCAGAUGACACCGAAUGACGGCAUGCUUGGCCUCGGCUUCGGCAACGACACCCUGCUGACGAGCAUGUUCGUCCAGGGCCUCAUCCCGGAGCGUGUGUUCGGGCUGUGGCUGGGCCGCGAUCCGCAGGGCGGCGAGCUCACCCUCGGCGCCGUCAACAAGGACCUAUACAGCGGCGAUAUGACCUGGGUGAGCAUUGUGAAUCCCGCCCUCUCCUGGACGGUGAUGGCGGGUAGCAUCGCGCUCGACGGCCACCCGGAGGCGGCGCUCUGCCCGGACGGCUGCAGCGUCAGCAUGUCCUCCACUUCGCCCUACUUCAUGGUGUCCUAUGAGCGCGCGAAGGCGGUCAGUGACAUCCUGGGCGGCACAGCGGUGCCAAGCACUCCGGGCUUUUACCUCUUGGACUGCGCCACGCUGAGCGGCCUGCCCACCCUGCAGAUGAAGAUCGGGGAGCGCACGAUGGAGAUGACGCCGCAGCAGUACACAUUCGUUCUGCCAAUUGAUGGCGACCAGCAGACAUGCGCCUCCGGCUUUAUCGGCGCUCCGAUGGUUACUGACCAAUGGAUCUUCGGCACGCUGUUCAUGCAGCAGUUCUACACGGCCUACGACGUGGAGAAUGAGCGCGUCGGAUUCGCUGACAGUGUUUAAGCUGGUUUGAAGGGAGUUUUGAUGAUGUCUGUUGAUGGCGUAGCGUCAUGGUCAGCUUUCUUCUCUUUUUGAUGGGCUCACCUAAGACGUGGGCAUGCGGCUAUUUUGAACAUUUUUGGGUGAUCAGCCGUAGAUCAAUUCACGGAUUGAGCAAUCAGGAUCCGGCCCAGUCCAGUCUAGCCAAGCCAGAUCCACUACACCCGCUGAUUCACUUUCCCCAGCUUUCUGACUCCAAUCCGGUGCCGUCCGCCUUAACAGAAUAAAAGUUAUCAAAUGACA
Molecule: messenger RNA, 1221 nt
Organism: Pollicipes pollicipes
Lineage: Eukaryota; Metazoa; Arthropoda; Thecostraca; Pollicipedomorpha; Pollicipedidae
Product: aspartic proteinase A2
Exons: 2
Coding region: 4-942 (312 amino acids)
Biological process (GO): proteolysis
Molecular function (GO): aspartic-type endopeptidase activity
Source: RefSeq, a predicted model, not a curated record